CAAACAUAUGGAGAAGUAAACCAGCUUGGCGGGGUAUUUGUCAACGGGCGACCACUUCCAAAUUCGAUUCGGAUCAGAAUCGUGGAAUUAGCUCAACUUGGAAUACGACCCUGUGACAUCAGUAGACAGCUUCGAGUCUCUCAUGGCUGCGUGAGCAAGAUACUAGCGAGAUAUAACGAGACUGGUUCGAUAUUGCCCGGUGCCAUAGGAGGAAGUAAACCCCGGGUCACAACACCCAAUGUGGUGAAAAGCAUAAGGGAUUACAAACAAGGAGACCCUGGAAUAUUUGCUUGGGAGAUCAGGGACAGGCUUCUUGCAGACGCAGUUUGUGAUAAAUAUAAUGUUCCUUCGGUUAGCUCCAUAAGCCGCAUUUUACGCAACAAAAUAGGAAAUCUUACUCAGCCGGGCCAGUAUGAGAACAGCAAGCCAACCCCUCCUCAACUAUCCUACAACCACAUGUACCCGUACUCAUACCCCAGUGCAAUGUCACCCACUGGGACUAAAAUUGUCAGCGGUCCGGGUGUACCCGUUACAGCGGGCCAUGUCAGCCUCUCCCGCCAUGGAUGGCCUUCGGUGCACACAGUCAGCAACAUUUUGGGCAUUCGAGCCUUCAUGGACCCCUCAGGUAGGUGACAAAAUCAUAUAUUGUGCAUGUAUGUUACUCUUGCAGCUAAGUUGCUUUUUCAGAUGCUGUAGCAUUGUCCAUUGAGUGCUCAAAUUGGUAACAUUGGUACAUUGACGCAUCAGUCAGUGUGGCUUGUUAAUCACACAGAUAUUUCGUAUUAUUUCACAUUAAUGAGAAACAACUUAAAACAACAAAGGUAUACUCAACAACAGGGAUAGACAAAUACAAUAACGAUAUAGGCCUAACUGUAAAUAGUGAGAAGUUAUUAUGGGCUGAAUAGGCCUAAUGUAUAAUUUUGGAAUGAACGAAAGUUUAAAUAAUAUUGAUAAAGGAGCCAAAUGGCACAUCUGCUAUAAACUAUAAAUGCAAAAUCAUCUUGAAAUGUGUCGAUGGUGAAAUAGCCUACAUAUAGGCCUAUCAGUGUGAGGCCUACUUUGUGGUUUGGCCUAUUCAUAUUUCUACAACGAACUCGUAGUCCAAUAUAAACGUUAAUUAGGCUAAACGUCUUAUUUUAUGUCGGAUAUCUUAUUGUUUCUCUUCAAACUAUAGCAUUAUAAUCGCAUGAGACCAACAGGUCCAACAGGCCAAACCACAAAGCUAUAGGAGUUACAUCAGCAAUAAUAAAAUAUAAGAUGUUGUUCUAAAAUCUCAAGAACUUACAAAAAACAUGGCAUUGAAAAUAUUGUGGCCACAAACAUUCGAUCUGAUUGUAUAAAAUAAAGAUUGGUUGAAGUAUGUGUUUAUCAGAUAAUUUCCCCACGAAUUUAAUAAAAACCAUCUGUUUAGCAUAAAAUGCUUCACUACCAUCCUGUGUUUCUGCAAAAGGAAUGUUCUUAAACACAAGAGCUAUAUCCCAAAAUACAUGUUCAACUAAGUUGGCUUCAUAUCGAAUGAAAACCUACAUUGGUUUGUAGGCCUAAUAAUGUAAUAUUCUACAAUGAAAAAUUUUCCACAGCCAUUGCUGGAGCGGAGGGGUACCAAUCAAAAAUGGAGGAGUGGGCGAGCGUAAACAGAGCGACGUUUUCCUCUGCCCAUGGCGUCAACGGAAUAGAGAAAUCCUCCCUAGAGGCAGACAUUAAGUAUCAUCAGGUACAAUUAUGAAUAAAAUACACAAACAAUACACAAACAACGAAUAUGUUCAUAGUUUGAUCAGAAAUCCGUUUCCACAAGAUUUCCACUGUAAAUAUAUGCAUGCAUAUCAAAGUGUUGGGGCGUUUUGCUUCGCUGUGCUUAAAAUAUUUUUUUUGUUUCUCCCAUUCCAGUCUUCUUCAAACCUAUCUAGUUAUGUACCUGCUUGUGCCUACUCUCCCCCAAACCAAUAUGGGGUGUAUGGUGGGCCAGCAGCUAACUACAUGACAACUGGACACCACUGGCAGUCUCAGAGCGCAAGCCUUGCCCACCCCAACAGCGGAGCAAUGAUGCAAGGUGGAGACCUCCACACCGCAAUGUCUUUCAAACAGUCAUCACGAGAAGGUAACUAAGCCCGUUGUUUUUUUAGGUUUCAAAUAUUCCAGCGGAUAUUUGAAUGAAGCACAAUGGCAAACAUAUAUGCAGCUAUCAAUCAAACACCAGCUAUUUUAAAAUGCACUCGUCAAAAAAAGAUUAGGCCCCGUGGGUCGAAACCUAACGACCGAACAUUAUGGGUUUAAUUAGGGGUCGAGGAUGACAACGGUUGACAUUUAGAUAAUUGUGUAUGUUAUAUAGGGCAUAGGCCUAAAUGCUACAUACAACGAAAGCUUCGGGCAUAAAACAGAGCAGGCUGUGUUGGGCGACUGAUAAAGAAACAAUAUAGUCCUUUGAGAGAAGGUUACUUUAUUUACUGUGCAAGUCAUUAUGGUAUCAAGCCAGUGUAAAGGUACACAGUAGGCCUACAGCAAUGGCAUUUCAUACCCUCAGGUGAUGACUGUAGGCCUAUGGUGUAGGUGAUCUUGAAGAAACCAUUAAUAAUAGUUGAAUUAUAUGAUAGCUAUUAGCCUAACGAUAUAGACCACAUUUUUCCAAACGUUUACAUAUUCAUUAAAUAAGGUUGCGAUUAGCUAGCUAUGAUGUUCAAAUUAUGUCUAUUCAAUUUGCGAAUACAUUUUAGACUACGUUAUAUAUUCCUAUUUUCAAGCGUAGUGCGUUUGCUUUUCAAGGACGAGUAGGCCUGUAGGGAAGGUUUGGUUUUGCAUUGAUAGGCCUACAUGAUUUCCACAUAUCAUAACCGUUUUUUACGGAUAAAAAUGUAAUUGAGGUAAUUUAAUAUAAAUGACAACAACCAUGCAAUUAGCGGUGUCAAUUCCAUCCACAUUCGACUUCAUAUGAAAAACAAUAUAUAUGAAGCAAGAUAGGCCAAUUAAUGUUAAACCAAUUAGUAUAAUUCUAAAUUAAAUACUUGAGUAACCUACAUUAUCCAUUACCUGCUGUUUCUCCUAGGGCAAUCAUUUUGAUGGAAGUUACAUGCCUGCUUAUACUUUUGUGAAGAUAAUAUUUGUGUGAGAAUCAAAGAUUGCUACAUAUGGUAGGCCUACAAUCCAAUGAACAAAUUCAUAUAAAUCCAUCACCGUUUUAUACACCUAGGUAUGACAGUCCAAUAACAUUGAUCUCUGGCAGAUCAGAAGUCUAGAUAUCUACUCCUCUUGCCAGGGCAUUGGGACCGAACCUAUAGUUGACAUGGUUGUGUGUGCUCACUGUUCUGACGAUGGAUAGAAUUACGACUUAUUUGUUCCAGAAACAUACUGUAUCUCUUGUUUGUUUUUCGCAGGAGACAGAAAACCUCACAGUCCCUUGAGCAAGCACCAGCACGAGGCGUUGAACAUACACGGACUCACACUCCCGACCUCAGCU
Messenger RNA from Coregonus sp. 'balchen', 3451 nucleotides. NCBI's taxonomy places the organism in Eukaryota, Metazoa, Chordata, Actinopteri, Salmoniformes, Salmonidae. The record is from the annotation of a GenBank genome assembly.